AUGAAUAAAAUUAAAUCAAUAUCAUAUUUUUUCUUACAAGCUCGUUCUUCAAAUUCAAAACAAUCAUCAAGUGAUGCAUAUAAUCAAUAUUAUGCACAGUCAAAUUAUAAUAUUUCAAAUGAAUAUCAAUAUAUUGGUUUACAUAUUCUUACAAGUGUUUUAGAAUUAGAAUUGGAAUCAGUACAAUUAUUACGAACUGUUGAUAAUAAACUUGUUGAAUUUGAAAUAUCAGAUCUAUUUAAGAAAGUUAUAUUUGGUGAAUGGGAUAAACGUUAUUCAGAAAUUGAAGUUACAACAUUGCAUGAAUUGAAUUGCUUCAUAUUUCAAUUUCAUCAACAACAACAAAUAUUGAAUUCGAUUGAUAAUCGUGUUAUUCGUCAUUUACCUGUUGUCUUAAGAAUUGUUAUGGUUUGGGAUACAAAUGAUACAGAUGUUGAUUUACAUGUCAUCGAACCGACAGGUGAAGAAUGUUAUUAUUCUCAUAAAAAUACAGCUAUUGGUGGUAUGAUAAGUCGGUAUUUUACACAAGGGUAUGGACCAGAAGAAUAUCUUGUUCGAAAGGCAGUCAAAGGUACAUAUAUAGUUCGAGCAAAAUAUUUUGCUAAUCAUCAACAAAGUCUAACUGGUGCAAUGAGAAUCAUGGUACAUAUUUAUAAAUAUUAUGGACAAUCAAAUCAACAAAAACAAAUUUUUACAUUACGAUUGAGUAGUAAUAAAGAAAUGAUCGAUGUAUACAAAGUGAACUUCAAUGAUGAUAUUCAACAAAUUUCAAACAAUAGAGUAACGAAUAAUCAAAAUUUAAAUACGAAUAUUCCUUUAUAUGUGGCGUGUGAUGGAUGUGAUAUGUCACCAAUAAAAGGAGAUCGUUACAAAUGUUUAUUUUGUCCCGAUAUUGAUUUUUGUCAAUUAUGCAAAUCUAUUAGUAGAACAAAUCAUAAUUCGACUCAUCAAUAUAAUCAUCCAUUGUUAUGUAUUAAAUAUUCCAGUGAAUAUCCAAAGUCAGUUUACAUAAGUAAUCGUAGUUAA
Molecule: messenger RNA, 1026 nt
Organism: Rotaria sordida
Lineage: Eukaryota; Metazoa; Rotifera; Eurotatoria; Philodinida; Philodinidae
Source: the annotation of a GenBank genome assembly